Messenger RNA from Plasmodium gaboni, 3627 nucleotides. RefSeq names its product putative HORMA domain protein. The record is from RefSeq and is a predicted model, not a curated record. NCBI's taxonomy places the organism in Eukaryota, Apicomplexa, Aconoidasida, Haemosporida, Plasmodiidae. Bases 1 to 3627 code for a protein of 1208 amino acids. The transcript has a single exon.
AUGCUUUCUCGUAUGAGCGUUCGAACCCAUACUCACAAUGAGGUUCUUACAAAGAAUGAUUCUGUAAAUAUGCUAAAGAAUAUAGUUAAAUUAGGAAUUAGUUUAGUUACCUACUUAAGAAACUUAUUUGAAGAAAAUGCAUAUGAAGAAGUAUGUAUUAAUGAGUUAAAAUUAAAAAGACUUCUACCUAUAAAUCCACAAGCACAUAUGAUUAUAAACUGGUUAGAAAAAGGUGUUUUUGAAGCUAUUGAAAAAGAAUAUUUAAGAAUAUUAAUAUUAGAUAUAAAUGAUAUAUAUGAUAAUACAAUCGAAUGUUAUAAAUUUACUUUCUCAUAUAAUAAUAAAAAUGGAGAUGAAAUAGAUAUCACUCUAGAAAAAUCAAAUCAAUCUUCACAUGAAAAUAAAAAAAAUUUUGUAUAUAAUGAGGUAAACAAAAAUGUUAUUAAUAAUAUAUAUAAUGAUAAUCAUAUCAACAAGAAUGAUUAUGCACACACAACAAAUGAACCAUCUAAUAACAACAUUGAUGAUUAUAAUAAGGUAAAUGAAAAUAAACAACAAAAUGAAGGUAACAUGGUAGGCCACAUGGUAGGCCACAUGGUAGGUCACAUGGUAGAUCAUAAUAUAUGUAAUAAUAUUUGUUUACAUAAAAAUAUAAAUGAAAUCCAAAAGAAUUACACAAAUGAAUAUCCAUGUCAUAAAAACGACAGACUAAACUGUAACAAUAUAUCCCAUCCUCAAUGUAAUGGUUUUAUGAAUACACAGAAUUAUAAACAUAUCAAUAAUUAUUGUGUAAAUAAUCUUGAUGAUAAUAAAAAGUCCUGUUUAAAUUAUAAUCGCCUUAAAAGUAUAAAAGAAAGAUUAUUUAAUAAAAAUAAUAAAGAAAAAAAAAAAAAAAUUAAUAAUUUGUUUUUUAAAAAACAAGCAAAAGAUAAAACAUAUGAAUUAUUAAGAUCCUUAGUUUUACUUACACAAACAUUAGAACCCUUACCAGAGAGGACAUACUUAUCUAUGAAAUUAUUAUAUUAUGAUGAAAUCGUUCCAUAUAAUUAUCAGCCUCCAUAUUUUAAAAACCCUGAUCAUAAUGACUUAUUAAAAUUUAUAGAUAUACCUAAUGAAGAUUAUAUAGGAAAAAUAAACACAGGUCAUCACUUCCUUUCUAUUAUUGUGAAUUCAACUACCAAUAAUUUUAUAAAUAAAAAUAUAGAAAUGUAUAAUAAAGGUUGUUAUGAGAAACAUACUCAUCACUUGAAGAAACUAGAAAGAAACGAAAUGUCUAAAGGUAUACCUCACAUAGAAGGUAAGGGACCUGAGGUUUACCCCUUAACAAAUGAUGAUAAUGACGAGUAUGACGAGUAUGACGAGUAUGACGAAUAUGAUGAUGAAUGUGAUAAUAUAUAUGAUGAUGAUGAUGAUGAGGAUUAUCAUGAAGAAUGUGUCCAAUGUGUCGAACGAGACAAAUCUGAUAUAUAUAACAAAUUUGAUCGACAAGAAGAUAAUUAUAUAGAAAAACAUUAUAAUGACGAAUAUAAUUGUGAUAAUCAGAAUAUUUAUAAUAAUUAUCAUCCAGAUAGUUACUCUGAUGAUGAUUAUUAUGAUGAUGAUUAUGAUGAUGAUGAUUAUUACGAUGAUGCUCAUUAUGAUGAUUCUCAUUAUGAUGAUUCUCAUUAUGAUGAUGAUUAUGAUGAUACAUUGAAUAACCCUAAUAUUUAUUAUCCUUUAAAUGAACUUAAAAUGAAUAACCAUUUUGACUCAGACUAUUCAUUAAACAAACAAAGAAGAAGAAAAAGAAAAACAAGACAACCAAGAAGAAGGAUAAAUCAAAAUUUAAAUACAAACAUGAACCUUAUUGAAAAUAUAAAUCCAGAUGUUAUUCAAAAUGCAAAUAUAAAUAUUAAUGAUGACAUACAUGAAGAAAGUGUUAGACAGAUGAGAACAGGAAGAAGAAGACGACGAAGAAGAAGACGAAGAAGAAGAAGAAGAAGAAGAGAAAAUGAAGUGAAUACAAGAAGUAUUUCAAAAAUAAGAACGUCAUCAAAAACAAAAAAUAAAAUUAUCACUAGAACAAGGAGACGAGAAAAUACAAAUACAAUAUUAAAUGAUAAAGAACAUAUGAGUAUUCAAAAAGAUGUAAAUAUUAAAGAACAUAUAAGUGUUAAAGAAGAUAUGACUACACGACUAAGAUCUAGAACAAGAUUAAGAAUAAGAAGAAGAACAGCAAGUCUAAGUAGUAAUGCUAGUAAUAAAAAUAUAUUAACAGAUAGAAAUAAAAUUAUUUCAUAUAUACCAAAUAAUAAUUACUAUGAAAUAUUCAACACAACAAAUAAUGCUACAUAUAUAAAUAAUCUUCAACCUAAUAAUAUGAUAAAUGAAAAUAUUAAAGACAAGCAAUAUAUGCAUAAUGCUAAUACAAAUAUUGAAAAUAAUAAUGAACAAAAUGGAAUUAUUUCUUCAAAAAGGAAUAUGGAAAAUAUUCAAAAUGUUAUGAUGUCCAAUCAUAUAAAAAAUAAUAAUAAUAAUAAUAAUAAUAUGGAUGAUGGUGAUAAUAAUAAUAAUAAUAAUAAUAACCUUAUUGUUAAUCACAUAGAUAUUUAUAAUAAUAGCUAUAUAAAUAAUCAAGAUGAUCAUGUACAUCCUAAUAAACCCUCUUAUAGUAAUCAUCAAAUCAUAGAUAAAAUGAUUAAUGCAAAAAAACAAAGAAGAAUAAAAUUGUUAAACAAAAUUAAAAUGUAUAUUACUAGAUAUAAAAUUUUAAGUAAGACAAAAAUUAAAAAUAAAUUCCCAAGUGUAUCACAAUAUGAAAUAGAUAAAAUAUUAGAUGAAUUACUACAGGAUAAUAUUAUUACAACAAAUGCAAAUAGCGUUUUUAAAUUUGUUGAUAAAAAUGAAUAUAAUGAAGAACCUAUUAUAAAUAUAAAUACAUAUGACCAGGAAAAAAUCGAUCAUGAGAUAAAUGAACAUAUGGAAGAACAAAAAUUAAUUAUAAUGAAUAAUGACAAUAUGUUAAAUAAUAUACAACAUCAAGAUGAUGCGAACUGUAUUUAUAAUAAUAAUAUUAAUCAGCAGCAUAAAGAAGAAAAAAAAGAACAACAACAUAAAGAAGAAAAAAAAGAACAUAAAGAAGAAGAACAACAACAUAAAGAAGAAGAACAACAACAUAAAGAAGAAGAACAACAAAAUAAAGAAGAAGAACAACAAAAUAAAGAAGAAGAACAACAACAUAAAGAAGAACAACCACAACAAAAACCACAACAACCACAACAACAUGAACAAGAACAACUAUUUGCUACUAAUAAUGAUGAACAAAUUAAUAAUGAUAUAAAAAAACUAUACAAUGAUGUUUAUAAUAUGUGUGUUAAAACAAAAUAUGUUAAUAAAGAUAUUAUUACUAAAGGACUAGGUAUAUACCCUUUACUUGCAAAACCAUUACUACAUAGACUUAUUAAUGAAAAUGUAAUUCAAGAUAAAUUUAUAAAAAAUAAAGGAUAUGAAAGUAAUAUAUAUAUACCAAUUCAAAAUAAAUUUAAUAAAAAGGAUAAAAAGGACGUAGUAAAGUGUGAUAUUAUGUCUACUACAAAUUCGACCAAUGACGAAGAGGAUAAUGAAAAAAAAAAUAAAACAAAUAAAUAA